Molecule: messenger RNA, 543 nt
Organism: Endocarpon pusillum Z07020
Lineage: Eukaryota; Fungi; Ascomycota; Eurotiomycetes; Verrucariales; Verrucariaceae
Exons: 2
Coding region: 1-543 (180 amino acids)
Source: RefSeq, a predicted model, not a curated record
AUGUUUGCCCUCCACGUUCGCCCUCCACGUUCGCCCUCCACGUUCGCCCUCCACGUUCGCCCUCCACGUUCGCCCUCCACGUUCGCCCUCCACGUUCGCCCUCCACGUUCGCCCUCCACGUUCGCCCUCCACGUUCGCCCUCCACGUUCGCCCUCCACGUUCGCCCUCCACGUUCGCCCUCCACGUUCGCCCUCCACGUUCGCCCUCCACGUUCGCCCUCCACGUUCGCCCUCCACGUUCGCCCUCCACGUUCGCCCUCCACGUUCGCCCUCCACGUUCGCCCUCCACGUUCGCCCUCCACGUUCGCCCUCCACGUUCGCCCUCCACGUUCGCCCUCCACGUUCGCCCUCCACGUUCGCCCUCCACGUUCGCCCUCCACGUUCGCCCUCCACGUUCGCCCUCCACGUUCGCCCUCCACGUUCGCCCUCCACGUUCGCCCUCCACGUUCGCCCUCCACGUUCGCCCUCCACGUUCGCCCUCCACGUUCGCCCUCCACAGUUACCCACCCCUAUACUUUUUCCUCAAGCGCAUCUUGUCACUUGA